Molecule: messenger RNA, 2799 nt
Organism: Perca flavescens (yellow perch)
Lineage: Eukaryota; Metazoa; Chordata; Actinopteri; Perciformes; Percidae
Gene: rnf141
Product: ring finger protein 141
Exons: 4
Coding region: 156-494 (112 amino acids)
Biological process (GO): protein autoubiquitination
Molecular function (GO): ubiquitin-protein transferase activity
Source: RefSeq, a predicted model, not a curated record
AUCAGCGCCCGUGUUGUGUCAACAAGCUAACAGGGAAGCCAUCGGGGAAGUUUGAACGCCAACUCCUCCCUCUAAUGUUGAGUGUUUGGCUCUGCAGAACUGAAUGAGGUGCAGCUUUCUGCCAGUGCUGUUUCCUAAGUGCUGCUGCUGCCAGGAUGGGCCAGCAGCUCUCAGGUCAGGCAGUGAUGAACCAUCUGCCUGAGAAUAAAUACAUCUUUUUUGUGUGCUCAUGUAGAGUGAAGCAGCUGACUGAUGAGGAGGAGUGCUGUAUCUGCAUGGACGGAAAGGCUGACCUUAUUCUGCCCUGUGCACACAGCUUCUGUCAGAAGUGUAUUGAUAAAUGGAGUGGGCAGAGCCGAAACUGUCCGAUAUGUCGCUUGCAAGUGACUGCUGCCAAUGAAUCAUGGGUAAUGUCUGAUUUCCCCACAGAGGACGACAUGGCUGGCUACAUACUCAACUUGGCUGAUGAGGCGGGUCAUCCACACAGGCCUUAACACACAACACAACAGGCCAAUUAGAUGACAGGAGAAAUCGACCCGCACCAAGUAGACACAAAAUGUCACAUUCACCGAGGAUGAGAUUUUUCCUAAAAAGCAGAAGAAACCAGCAGGGUUUCCUACUUAUUUUCUUCUUACUGACCAGUUCGGAAAAUUAGGUCCCAGGAUGCUUUUUGCAACCAAAGUAUUGUAGAUGUGGUACUUAAUGAGAACUGUGUGUGAUAAAACGUUGUCUGACGUUAUAAUUCAGUAUUUGUAAAAUGAUAAUUUAACACACAUAAUAAUCAAAAGUACAGGUUCUACAGUAAUCUUCGGGUUAAUUUAACCAACAUGGGAGGGUAGGGAAGACUUGUGUUGGAAUAAACUAGGCACUUUAUUAUAGGAAUCCUGAUCCUCAUAUCAUGUUGAUAUGAAUGGGACAAAGGAGGUGAAUUAAGGUAAGACCUCAUAUUCAGAGAUGGUUGAUAAGUAUGGCUCAUAUAUUCAUAGUCCUGAAAUUUAAAUGAAUAGUUCAACGUUCUAGAAUAUGCUUAUUCUCCUUCAGCAUAAAGACUGGAAACGGGGGGGGGAGGGGGGACGGCAAGCCUGGCUCUGUCCAAACGUAACCAAAUUCUCCUACCAGCACCCCUAAAGCUCACUAAUUAACAUGUAUCUUAUUUGUUUAAUCAUACCAGAACCAAAGUUUCAAACAAGCUUAAGACGUGUUAAUUGAAGUGAGCUUUAGAGGUGGUGGUAGGUGGAUUUAUUACCGUUUGACAGAACCAGGCUAGCCGUUUCCCCGUGUCAAGUCUGUAGAUAAGCUAACCGGCUGUUGGCUCUAGCUUUAUAGUUAACCGAUAGACAUGAGAGUGGUAUCAAUCUUGUCAUCUAAUGACGCCAGAAAUUAAAUAAGUGUUUUAUCCUAAAAAAAUGUUGUGCUUCGAGUGCAAAUCUAAGACACUGAUUUUGUGGUCAGACUGUAAAACCAAAUUUACUUCUCACUCGUAAAGCUGUUCUGUCGUCUGUGCAAUGUAACCCUGCAUGUUUAUAUCCCACAUGCCUUAUGAGCCGUGUUAUGUGAACCUGUUCUAAACUGCUGUUCUGAUCCAGUUCAGAACCUGACGGGAGCAGCUGAAGACACACACACACACACACACACACACACACACACACACACACACACACACACACACACACACACUCUGACUAAUUAUAGUCUUUUGGGUGUACAGUACUAAAUAGUUUUAUAUAAUUUAAAAUGACUUUGCUUGCUGUGGUGUCUUCACUGAUGGAAAUUACCACUAUUUGUCAUGCUGUUCUCAUCUUUUUACUUGUAUAUUUUUUUUAAUUUACAGUAAUUGUAUUAAGGUUAUUAUAAUCUGAUUGCUGUAGAAGUACUUUAGUUUACACUCCCAAAAGGACAAGUCUUGUCAUUUUGCUCUGCUCUGUCAUGCCUAUGAUUAACACUUACUGAUUUAUUGAGAUAGGGGGCUUUUUAGUUAAAAAAUAAACUUAUAUUAUGUACAAAUAAAGUAACAGAAUUUAAAACCACAAAAUAGUUUUAUUUAAAAAAAAAAAAAAAGAAUCUCUGACCUGAUUUCCAGAUCACAUAAAUCACAUGAAACAUUUUUGUUUAAGAGGACUGUAGUUGUGAUUUAUAAGGACUGGAUCUAUGCUGAACUAUUUAAAAAAAAUAUGAAAAUAUAUUGAGCAUAAUUUUAAUUUGAGGGAAACAUUUCUAUUUUACUGAAAUCCAAUGUAUUAUUUAAAGUUGUAAAGAUAUGGAAUGCUAACAGAUUUUUCCAAUUAUGAGACAGUAACGUACACAAUUAUUCAAAACUAAAGUAAUAAAAGUUUUUUUUUUUUACUUUACAGAAUAGCCAUUUCUUGUAUAUACAUUUGAUUUCUCUUCAUUUAAUGGACCACAAACGUGAAUUUUAAAUUUGAACAAAAGCAAUUUUUGGUUGUGGAUGCUGACAAAUCGCACUUUGAAAACUCACUGUAGCUGUCUUGGUGUUUGUGCACUACAACAACUGAUGAUUUUAUCUCUGUGGUGAAAACUAUCUGACACUGUAAUCCUUUUAGCAGUACAACCAAAAAUGUACAGCCGUAGGAGACUCUUCAUUACUGCGUGGUCCAUUCAAAAUGUAUUUAACAAAGUUGUAAUAGAAUGAAAAAAUGUUUUUUUUCAUAAUCAAUUACUAUAAAGCAUCUCAUCCUACAUACACACAUCAGUUUGUUGAAUGGAAGGAGCUGUAUUUAAAUUGAAUUGGUUCAUACUGUAUUAUCCCUAAUAAAGAGAUACUCACUUUUUGCACUUUAA